GGCCGGAGUGCAACCCAGCAGCAGCUCGUGAGAGCCAUUCUGUUCUGUUCAGCUCUCGUUGAGGAUGAAAGUACAGACACCGAAGCGUGACUGAAACUUGUAAAUUUCUUUUGCGAAACUUAACGCAUCUCUAAUACUUGGACCACGGAGAACUAGUAAAGCAGAGCGUUUCCCGGAAACAUCGAAAGGAACGGGCCUGCGGGUUGCCAGCAACCGGCCCUUGGCAACGGAGAAGAUGAUGCAGUGACUUGAAGCUGCGGUUGCUGAUCGGUUUUCUCUCAUUUCUUUACCUCUAGCUCACAAUGACCAACGAGGAGCCUCUUCCCAAAAAGGUUCGCCUGAGUGAAUCUGACAUGAAGACCUUGACCAGAGAAGAGCUUUGUGCAAGGUGGAAGCAACACGAUGCAUAUGUCCAGGUCUUGGAGGCAAAAUAUGCAGAGCUCUGUUCCAAUGAUGUGCCAGGACUGAAAGAGUCUGAGGAAAAGCUCAAGCAGCAGCAGCAGGAAUCUGCACGCAGGGAGAACAUCUUAGUGAUGCGACUUGCCACCAAGGAGCAGGAAAUGCAAGAGUGCACAACCCAGAUUCAGUACCUCAAGCAAGUCCAGCAGCCGAGUGUGGCCCAGCUGCGGUCGUCCAUGGUGGAUCCAGCCAUCAACUUGUUUUUCCUCAAAAUGAAGGCUGAACUGGAACAGACUAAAGACAAACUGGAGCAGGCCCAAAAUGAACUGAGUGCCUGGAAAUUUACACCUGAUAGCCAGACAGGGAAGAAACUGAUGGCCAAAUGUCGGAUGCUGAUUCAGGAAAACCAGGAGUUGGGCCGGCAGCUAUCCCAGGGACGAAUCGCCCAGCUGGAGGCUGAGCUGGCCUUGCAGAAGAAGUACAGCGAAGAACUCAAGAGCAGUCAAGACGAGCUAAAUGACUUCAUCAUCCAGCUUGAUGAGGAGGUAGAAGGGAUGCAGAGCACCAUCCUUGUCCUGCAGCAACAGUUGAAAGAAUCCCGCCAGUUGCUCGCUCAAUCUCAGGGCACAUCAGCUGGAGCAGGCCCCAGUAGGACUUCACCCACUGCUUCCAGCUCAUCUGCAGAACCCUCUACUCAGCCAGAACAGGCCGGCGCUUCAUCUGAACAAGGAGGCAAAGACUACGGGAGGGUCUCCAAUGGUCCAAGAAACAGUAGCUCGUCCCAAAGGAGUGAGACCACUACACCUAGCCUGUACAGAGAGGUCAGCAGUGCCGAAGAAGACUUUCCAAUGUCCCCUGUGGCCUCCAGCCCCGGUGACACAGAGACCAAACGUCCCAACCACUCAGAGGAGGCGCCAGGAAGUCAAACUGUCUCCGGUAGAGCUGGAGGACCUGCCGGAUUCAGGAGUCAGCUAAGCGCGGGGUAUGAGAGCGUGGACUCUCCAACUGGCAGCGAGACAUCAUUCACUCAACACUCGAAUGACACAGACUCCACCACCGAUCCCAACGAGGACAAGGCUGCCCUGGUGACCAAGGGCACCAGGACUGCAGGGUCACGUCAUGCCCAGAACGGCCUGGACUCCAACACAAGUGAUGGUGCAGUUUUGUAAUGUACUUUAAUGUGUUCUAUAUUUUUUUUUUUUUUUUUUAUACAGUAUAAAACAAGGCAGCAAAUUCAUAGUCUGUAACGCAGCUCCGUUGUCCAAGAAAGUUUUCCACCGUUGUCCCUUUGCCUGUUGUGAUGCCUUUGUCACAUUUGUGUUGCUUAAUGGGGAUG
Cyprinodon variegatus (sheepshead minnow) is the source of this 1735-nucleotide messenger RNA. RefSeq names its product Wilms tumor 1 associated protein (gene wtap). The transcript has 8 exons. Gene Ontology annotation, cellular component: nucleus. Gene Ontology annotation, biological process: regulation of alternative mRNA splicing, via spliceosome. Lineage: Eukaryota; Metazoa; Chordata; Actinopteri; Cyprinodontiformes; Cyprinodontidae. The record is from RefSeq and is a predicted model, not a curated record. The coding region runs from base 303 to 1568 and encodes 421 amino acids.